This is a messenger RNA of Solenopsis invicta (red fire ant), 1313 nucleotides long. RefSeq names its product leukocyte receptor cluster member 1 homolog. Bases 297 to 1217 code for a protein of 306 amino acids. The record is from RefSeq and is a predicted model, not a curated record. Lineage: Eukaryota; Metazoa; Arthropoda; Insecta; Hymenoptera; Formicidae. The transcript has 3 exons.
UUGCUUUUUGUGAAAGCUUCGAAAAUUGUUUUUAUUCGCUAAUAAAAUCUAACCUAAUUUAAAUCUGAAUCAAACAGAAUUUUAUUCGAAUUCCUGAAGGAGAUGGGAAGAAUUGUGUAGCGUUGCAAGACUCGAUGCUACAUGCUACUACAACUGAGGCUUGAAAGAGAGUUUAAUCAUAGUUAACCUGAUACAUAUAAAUCCAAACUCUUGAAAGGAAGGUUUACAUUAAAAAAAAAAGUAAUCAGUUUUUGACAAUCUGAUUUUGUUAUAUCGAGAGCUUAUUUUGGCUGACAAUGAAUAUCCUACCGAAAAAAAGAUGGCACGUACGAACGAAAGAAAACAUCGCUCGUGUACGGAGAGACGAAGCAAAAGCUGCAGAAGAAGAGAGGAUUAGGAAAGAGCGAGCUCAAAAAGCAGAAACAGAAGCAAGGGUAGAUUUGUUAAGGCAGCGAGUAAGAUCCAAGUACGAUGGUCGAGCAGAAGCUGAAGGUUCUACCAGCAAGAAGUUGGAGCAUGUCAAUUUUUUUGCAGAGCUUGAAGAUGGAAAGAUCGAUUACAAUAGACCUAAUGUGGAACAUGAGAAGGAAAAGAAGGAGGAGAAAGAAAAAUAUGAGAAGCAGAUAGGAUAUUUGACUUACCUAGGGCAAGAUACUAAUGAAGCAACUGGCAAAAAAAACUGGUAUGAGGAAUUACCAAAAAGAUUAACUGAAACAGAGAGAGAUGUAGAGAUAGAAACAAAGAAAAAAGUCUUGAAUGAUCCAUUGAUUGAUAUAAAGAAGUAUCUCAAAAUCAUGCAUUCUGCCAAAGAUCUGAAAGUAAAGACAGAGAGUGUUAAGAGAAAAUGUCAUGACUCUGAUAGUUCUCAUUCUGAUCACAAAUAUAAUAGCACUCACAAAAAGCAUAAGGUUAAAAAACAUAAGAACAAGAAACAUAAACAUUCAGAGAAGAAAGAAGUUAGGAGCCAAAGUAGCAUAGAUACAGAUAUAGGUAUAGAAAAGUUAAGAGCAGAGAGAUUACUCAGGGAACAAAGUGAGAAACUAAGGACUGAAGCACUAUUGGCCAAAGUGAAAGGUGAACCAAUGCCUGUUGUAGCACCAGAAACUCCUAAGCCUGUCAGAAAACAGAAAUACAAUUCACAAUUCUUUCCUGAAAUUGCUAGACAAAAUGUAGAAAGGACGCCCAAAUAUUCUAGACAAAAUACAUCAACUCUUUGAAACAUGUUAUUUUAAUAUUUUUAUUUCGGGAAAUUGUAAUUAUAAUUUUAUUAUUUAUAUUGUAUGUAAAUAAAUAUAUAAAUAUUAUACAGAAAA